UCUACUUACUUACCCCGAGUUGAGGCCUCUCCAGAACAGACUAUCGACUACAUAACGCCAGUCGUCGCUCCAGAAAUCAACGCAAUGAUCGAUGCUCUUCCCUUUGAAAUCACUGCUCAAAUUUUCGAACUCUGUGUGCUCGAUAACCCGAGCCCACUCAAACAUCCUGCCCAGCAACUCCGUCUCGCGGCUGUGUGUGUCAGCUGGAGAGACAUUUGCUUCGCACUUGGACAGCUUUGGGCCAGGCUUAACGUCUACAAAUGCCCAAAGUUUCUGGAGGGAGGAACCGACGAUGAUGAAGCGGAACUUUGCCAAAUGGCCAUUGCAUGGCUCUCCAGAGCGGGCAGUCAUCCAAUAAAGCUUGGAAUCCACGCAGAGGAACGCAGUACUACGCUCUCUUACGCUCUGCUCCCAAUAUUUUCGGGUCAAAUAUCGCAGCUCGAUAUACCUCUACAGCGUCUCUCCUCGGUUUUGCGCGGUGGAGCGCUACCUCAGCUAAAGAGCCUUUGUCUGCGCUGCCCCCCCAGUAUAAGGCUCGAUCAAGAUGACAAGGGACAUUACAUUCUAGCCCCAAAGUUGCAGCGCCUUCAACUGCUCGGGUACUUCGACACCGAUAUCUACAUUGCGUUUCCGUGGUCUCAAAUCACCGACCUCCUCAUUGACGGACCACCGUAUUCUUGGGUCCACUCGAAUUUCCGUUUGCUAGACCUGGAACAGCUCGAGACCUUCAGCAUCGUUUGUGAAUAUGACUAUCGGAGCCCUCGCUCCAUUAAAACACUCCCGAAAUUGCAGAAAUUCAGGGCUACGUUAGCACGGGACGCUGACAUACUGGAAUACUUGUCUCUGCCCGCGCUGAGAUCACUAGAAAUAAUUGGGCUGGCGGGCGCCAGUGAACUACCGACCAAUAUUGUCGAACUAGGACGGCGUUCUCAAUGGAGUCUGCGACACCUGCGCCUCGCUAACAUCCAGUGCAGUCGUAUUGCUUAUCUACUCGACUCCGAGGUGAUGGAGUUCAUUGAGGAGCUGGAGAUCAGUGUCACAUGGAGAGACCCGACCUUCUUCGAUGCACUCUUGUCUCGGUUGAGGGCUGGAGCGUUGCUUAACCUCCACUCUCUGAGCAUCAAAGCGUGUCCGAUAACGCACUCAAUGCACAUCACUGAGCUCGUGGAGGUUGUGCGUCUACGAUCUGAGAAGUUCGGUCUCCAAGCAUUUGCGCUGGAGCUUGUGAAGCGACAUGACUGGGAGUUGUGGAAGAAUGAGGUAAUGCUGGAGUUUAGAGAGUUGGUAGGCCGGGUGCCGAGUGUGAGGGUUCAUGUUCACGGUGUUGCAGUCUAG
This is a messenger RNA of Mycena indigotica, 1335 nucleotides long. RefSeq lists its product as uncharacterized. Lineage: Eukaryota; Fungi; Basidiomycota; Agaricomycetes; Agaricales; Mycenaceae. Gene Ontology annotation, molecular function: protein binding. Bases 85 to 1335 code for a protein of 416 amino acids. The record is from RefSeq and is a predicted model, not a curated record. The transcript has a single exon.